Messenger RNA from Phyllopteryx taeniolatus (common seadragon), 3341 nucleotides. It is a transcript of the gene foxp1b, whose product is annotated as forkhead box P1b. The transcript has 20 exons. Bases 532 to 2541 code for a protein of 669 amino acids. NCBI's taxonomy places the organism in Eukaryota, Metazoa, Chordata, Actinopteri, Syngnathiformes, Syngnathidae. Gene Ontology annotation, cellular component: nucleus. Gene Ontology annotation, molecular function: RNA polymerase II cis-regulatory region sequence-specific DNA binding; DNA-binding transcription repressor activity, RNA polymerase II-specific. Gene Ontology annotation, biological process: regulation of transcription by RNA polymerase II. The record is from RefSeq and is a predicted model, not a curated record.
AAAGUCGAGCCGCUGCUCCUCCGCAUAGAGAGGAGCCAGAUGAGGUGGCUCGGGCAUCUGGUUCGGAUGCUACACGGACGUUUCCCUGGUGAGAGAGGAGGCCCCAUGGACGACCCAGGACACGCUGGAGAGACUGUUUCCCGGCUGGCCUGGGAACGCCUUGGGGAUCCCCCUGGAAGAGUUGGACGAAGUGGCUGGGUAGAGGGAAGUCUGGGCUUCCCUGCUUCAGCUGCUGCCUCUGCGACCCGACGUCGGAGCGACCCGACCUCGGAAAAGCAGAAGAAGAUGGAUGGAUGGAUAUACUGCAAUAACCAAGAGGGCAGCCAGGAUAUGAAGUGAAGUAUGCUGCUUGGGGACCAGUUUGAUGCUAAGUGUCAAUGUUCUUGGACAAAGACAGAAAACUCAUUUCUGAUUGGAGGAAUGAGUACCUUGAAAUUCAGCACAUGUGAGUUGGGGGGCAUUCAGUGUUUUACCAACAAUAGAAGAGAAGAUUGCUUUGAAUAAGCGAGACCUUCAAUAAGUUUUUAAGUCAUGAUGCAAGAAUCUGGGACAGAGACAACAAGUAAUGAACCAUUUAAUCAAAAUGGAAGCGCAAGCAUGGAGAAUGAUUCCAAAGGACAACGCAAGAGUGCUACGCCAUCAGUGGAAGUGACUGCAGCUGAUCUUGUGCAUCUCCAACAGCACCAGACUCUCCAGAUAGCUCGGCAGUUACUUCUGCAGCAGCAGUUUCAACAAAACGCUGGCCGCAAAUCCCCCAGAGCAAACGACAAGGACCAAAGCUUACAGGUUCCAGUGUCAGUGGCUAUGAUGACACCUCAAGUGAUAACUCCUCAGCAGAUGCAGCAGAUCCUUCAGCAGCAAGUCCUGAGCCCUCAGCAGCUCCAGGUUCUUCUCCAGCAGCAGCAGGCCCUCAUGUUACAGCAGCAGCAACUCCAAGAUUUCUACAAGAAGCAGCAGGAACAGCUCCACCUCCAGCUCCUCCAACAGCAUGGAGGCAGCAAGCAGAAUAAAGAGCAGCAGGUGUCAGCACAGCAUUUGGCCUUCCAGCAGCAGCUCCUUCAGGUCCAGCAGGUCCAGCAGCAACAUCUGCUCAACCUUCAGAGGCAAGGGCUGCUCACUAUCCAGCCUGGACAAACGGGCCUGCCACUGCAGUCCCUCACACAUGGCAUGAUUCCUGCAGAGCUGCAGCAGCUAUGGAAGGAGGUAACAAAUGCUCAUGUGAAGGAGGAGCACAACAGCAGCAACAAUGGCCACCGGGGCCUUGAUCUGUCCUCCCCGGCACCACCAAAGAACCCGCUCCACAACCAGCAUACUCCCACCAAUGGACAGUACAUGAGUCAUAAGAGAGAAGUAUCCACAGUAGAAGACUGCCACCCCCACAGUCAUCCGCUAUACGGUCAUGGUGUUUGCAAGUGGCCUGGAUGUGAAGCAGUGUUCGAUGAGUUCCAUUCCUUCUUGAAGCAUCUUAACAAUGAGCACGCUUUGGAUGACAGGAGCACCGCCCAGUGUCGAGUGCAAAUGCAGGUCGUACAACAGCUGGAGCUGCAGCUAGCGAAAGACAAAGAGCGUCUGCAAGCAAUGAUGACACACCUUCAUGUUAAAUCUACAGAGCCCAAAGCCACCCUGCAACCGCUCAACUUGGUGUCCAACAUUACAUUGUCAAAGUCCGCCCCUCCUGAAGCCUCUCCUCCGCUGAGUCUGCCCCAGACCCCCACCACGCCCACAGCACCGCUCACCCCCCUGUCUCAGACUCAUUCUGUCAUCACGGCCAACAACCUCCACAGCAUGGGCCCCAUGCGACGGCGUUACUCUGAAAAAUACAACAUGCCCAUCUCUCCAGCUUUUUUUGUCAUUGCAGAUCUCAGUCAGAACAAAGAAUUUUACAUGAAUGCAGACGUUAGACCACCUUUCACGUAUGCCUCAUUAAUAAGACAGGCGAUCCUCGAAUCUCCGGAAAAGCAGCUAACACUAAACGAAAUCUACAACUGGUUCACACGAAUGUUUGCAUAUUUUAGACGCAACGCAGCAACGUGGAAGAAUGCAGUCCGGCAUAAUCUUAGUCUACACAAGUGUUUUGUGCGAGUAGAAAACGUAAAAGGGGCUGUGUGGACAGUGGACGAAAUAGAGUUCCAAAAGAGACGGCCUCAAAAGAUCAGUGGAAGUCCAGCAUUGGUGAAGAAUAUUCAGACAAGCUUGGGCUAUGGGCCGACCCUUUCCGCUGCUUUCCAGGCUUCAAUGGUGGAGAACAACAUACCUCUAUACACAACGGCUUCCAUUGGAAGUCCCACCCUCAACUCCUUGGCAAACGCCAUCCGUGAAGAGAUGAAUGGAGCAAUGGACCAUGGAAACAGCAACGGCAGUGACAGCAGCCCAGGACGCUCGCCACUGGCAGCUAUGCAUCACAUCAGCGUCAAAGAGGAACCACUGGACCCCGAGGACCACGAAGGACCUCUCGCCCUGGUAACGACUGUCAAUCACAGUCCCCACUUUGACCACCACAGAGAUUACGACGACGACCAGGGCCAUGACGACAUGCUGUGAAGACUGCACGUUCACCCGGGAGACACACAAUGAACAGCUGUCUCAAACGCUGAUGGCCAAUGUCGCCGAGUAUCUUUUUAGUGCCAUAACAAGACAUUGCAACACAAAACAUCCCACAAGUGGGUCCUUUUCCCUCCCCGAUCACUUUUUACUUUUGAAGUCAAAACAACUUUUGCUUUCUACUUUGUGUCGGAUGGAUCAGUUUGGUACGCGGCGACGAGCUCGCCUCACAGAUGAGAGACCAGAAGGGGACAGAGAUCCUUGCCACGCAGCCAGGACGGACGGCAGACUGUGGCAUGGUUACAUCUCUACCCCCCCCCCCCCCACUCCCCCCCCUCACACUAUAUGCCCCCUCCCCACAUCAUGCCUGUCUGAGGACACACAUAUUGACAGAGACCAAGUGAGUGACAUGCCAUUUAGGGGAACGUGCUUUCACUGCCUUCAACACUUUGCAUCGCAAUGAGUCCAUCUACUGUGAGAGGGGUGUUUUUAUUUGUUUGUUUGGGGUUGGUGUUUUUUUUUUGGGGGGGGGGGGGGGGUGACAGUUAAGACUAUCAACACAAUGUCUUUCCAUCAUUCAAUGCUGUUUAUGAUGUCUUUUUUUUUUUUUUCCUCUAAACUCAUCAGACCUCAUGUCCGUGCUGUGGAGAUUGUGUUUUCUGCACUUGAUGAUGAAUGUUUAUGAUUUCCUCUAAUGUUGUUCUUUAAAAAAAAAAAAAAAAACACACACAAAGCAGAAUGUCUGACACAGUGUAUCAUUUUUCUGUCAUUUAUUCUAGGGAGAAAAAACAAAAAACAAA